Molecule: messenger RNA, 3417 nt
Organism: Seriola dumerili (greater amberjack)
Lineage: Eukaryota; Metazoa; Chordata; Actinopteri; Carangiformes; Carangidae
Gene: pomt2
Product: protein O-mannosyltransferase 2
Exons: 21
Coding region: 479-2782 (767 amino acids)
Biological process (GO): protein O-linked glycosylation via mannose
Cellular component (GO): endoplasmic reticulum; membrane
Molecular function (GO): dolichyl-phosphate-mannose-protein mannosyltransferase activity
Source: RefSeq, a predicted model, not a curated record
CCUCUCGUGUUCUUGUUGUACUGCUAAUGUAAAUCUUUGAAUAACAAAACGAUCAUUUUAGCCGAUAGAGAAAGGCGGGCACUUUGCUACUUAUUAUUAUUUGGAACCGGAUAUUUGGUUAUAAAAAGGAAGCUAGGAUAAGUAUGUUAUAGAUGAAAAUGUCCUGAUAGCUUGGCGACAUUGUAACUAAUAUUAUGUCUGAUAAUUUGUUGAGUAGGAAAGGUGUGACAGUAACUGUCAGCUUCGCCUUUUUUGACAUAACGUACAAUACUGACAACUGAUACCUGGUUCGCCAGUGUUUAAUCUUACUAAUAUCUAUGCUAAAUGUAGUAUUUGUCCCCUGAUAGUACAAUUAUACAUCAUCUAGACAUCACUCAUUAACUAACUAUUAGUAUAUGAUUUGGUACAAUUGCCAAAUAUUGGACCUUACCUGGCUUGGAAGGGGGUCUGGUCAUUUUAUUCCAGGUUUUAUUUCCUCAUGGCAAAAGAAGAAUGCAUUACUCAGAGGAACAAAACAGGGGACCCUUCAACACUACGAAACAGGAAAACCUUUCCCACUUCAGAAAAGACCCUCCGCACCCCAUCCACUCCUGUGUUGAAGGACAAAAACCGUCACACGACUGGACUCAAGCCAGAAGAUGACACCCAGUCCUCAAAUGGGACAUCUGCUCAGUUAUCGGCAAGAGGAAGUUUCAGUGACGAGCCACAGAACAAAGUGUUUCUGAUGUUAGUGGUGGGGCUGUCCCUCUCUACACGUCUGUACAAGAUAACAGAGCCCCCUCAUGUGUGCUGGGAUGAGACGCACUUUGGAAAGAUGGGAAGCUACUACAUCAACAGGACCUUUUUUUUUGAUGUCCAUCCGCCUCUUGGAAAAAUGCUGAUAGGUCUCGCUGGUUACAUGACCGGCUAUGAUGGCACCUUUCCUUUCAUAAAGCCAGGAGACAAAUAUGAACAUCACAACUACUGGGGCAUGAGAGGAUUUUGUGCUGUGUUGGGCUCCUUUCUCCCAGUCUUUGCCUACCUCAUAGUGCUGGAGUUGUCUCAGUCUCAAACUGCUGCUCUCAUCACUGCCACUCUGCUCAUAUUUGACACUGGCUGUGUCACCAUUUCCCAGUACAUCCUGUUAGACCCUAUACUCAUGUUCUUCAUCAUGGCAGCAGUGCUUAGCAUGGUCAAGUUCAGCCGGCAGAGGUACAGGCCUUUCACCGCCUCCUGGUGGCUGUGGCUGGUACUGACUGGUGUAAACCUUGCUGGGGCCAUGGGAGUGAAGUUUGUUGGUCUGUUUGUCAUCCUCCUGGUCGGACUGAACACAGUGUGGGACCUUUGGAGACUUCUGGGAGACCUCAGUCUAUCACUGGUGGACAUUGCAAAGCACUUCCUGGCUCGGGUUGUUGGGCUCAUCCUCCUCCCAGUCUUCCUCUAUGUGACAGUAUUUGCCAUCCACUUUGUUGUGUUGAACAAAAGUGGACCGGGAGAUGGCUUCUUCAGUUCUGCCUUUCAGUCCCGUUUAAUCGGGAACAACCUACACAAUGCAUCCAUGCCUGAGUAUCUGGCAUAUGGCUCCACCAUUACUGUGAAAAAUCUCCGUAUUGCUGGAGGCUAUUUGCACUCUCAUUGGCACUUAUACCCAGAGGGAGUGGGAGCACGGCAGCAGCAGGUGACAGCCUAUCUCCAUAAGGACUACAACAAUUUGUGGCUCGUUCACAGACAGAAUAAUAAUGAAUCUCAAUCUGGGACCCCUGACCUGGUUCGUCAUGGUGACGUCAUUCGAUUGGAGCACAAAGAAACAACUCGCAACCUUCACAGUCACCUCCAUGAGGCCCCAAUGACCAAGAAACACUUCCAGGUUACAGGUUAUGGCACUAAUGGCACAGGAGACGCUAAUGACCUGUGGCAGGUGGAGGUGUGUGGAGGUCAGAAGGGUGACCUGGUGAAGGUGCUCCGCAGCAAAGUCCGCUUUCUGCACCGAGCUACUGGCUGCGUGCUUUACUCCUCUGGCAAGACUCUUCCAAAGUGGGGCUGGGAACAGGUGGAGGUGACCUGUAGUCCCUACUUGAAGGAAACUCCAAGUUCUCAGUGGAACAUUGAAGAUCAUAUCAACCCUAAAUUGCCCAACAUUAGUCUGUCUGUGCUGAAGCCCCAUUUCCUGGAGAUCUUACUGGAGUCCCACAUUGUUAUGAUCAGAGGUAACAGUGGCUUGAAACCCAAAGACAAUGAGAUGAACUCAAAACCCUGGCACUGGCCCAUCAACUACCAGGGAUUGAGGUUCUCAGGAGUGAAUGAGACAGAGUAUCGUGUUUAUCUGCUGGGGAACCCUGUGCUCUGGUGGAUGAACCUGGCCAGUUUGGGAUUAUAUCUGAUCAUGGUGGCAGUGGCGUCUGUAGCCCUGCAACGAGGUUUCUCAUUGGGCCAAAAAAGAAUAGAGCACUCUCAUGUGCUUAUGAGAGGGGGAGGACUGCUUCUCCUCGGUUGGCUGCUUCACUAUGCACCUUUCUAUACUAUGGGCCGUGUCCUCUACUAUCACCACUACUUCCCUGCCAUGCUCUUCAGCAGCAUGCUAACAGGAAUUACACUAGACAUCCUAUUAAAAAGUGCUGACUUGCUGCUCCGCCCACCUUAUUCUGAUUGGUUGGAACGAGCUGGGCAGUUGGUCCUUCUGUUAACUGUUCUUUACAGUUUCUACCUGUUCCAUCCACUCUCCUAUGGCAUGACGGGUCCUCUGGCACACGAGCCGGGCAGCGCCAUGGCUGGCCUGAAGUGGAUGGACUCCUGGGAGUUCUAGUCAACUUUGCAUGAAGACAACACUAAUGAUAGGAUGUAUAGCAACUGCUCUGAAUAUGAGGGACUUAAAUGAAUUAUGUGUCUCACAGACUUGUGGUCUUAGCGUGUUUACACAUUGAAAUUAUUUUCAUAAGGUACUGACUAUACACACUGUUAUACUACCUGUCCAAGUAUUCAUGUUUCUCAAUAUUUCCAAGUAUUGUAGUGUAAAGAAAGCUUGACAACACAGACUUGAGUCAGAAUAUAUGAAAGCCAGAGUGUUGUGGAGUAUUUGAGAAUAAAGAUCCAGACACAUAUUCUUCACCAAGCUGCCUUAACUCACAACACAUCUUACAUCCUGAUCAUAGUGUGUACUGUAUGUGUCACAAUAAUGAGCAACAAUAAUAAGCUAAAGUGCCUGGAACUAGUGACAGAAAGGUUUAAUGCUGUAUCUCCGUACUCACCAGUUUAAAAAAACUUUUUGUUACAUAGUUAUAGGAUGUCAGAGAUAUCCUUUUUUUCCGUUUGCUGUUGUCUUGAUCUUAGUGUCCAUUAUUUUUGUAUUUCAUUAAGCCAUAGUGCUAUCCAGUACUGGCUUCUGUUUUGACACUAAGACUACUACUGACUCUCAGUGUUGUGUACAUUUUAAUGUGAUCA